CACAUAAAAGACGUAAUUGAAAAUAAUGUUUAAAACAAUCGAAUUACUCACUUAAAUAUUCUCUUUUAAUAACUUUCAUAUCGAACAGUUGGCUUUCUAUUAAAAACGUCUCAUACAAAGGUCGACUUUUCUUAGAUUGUGAUCAAUUUUUAUUAUACCCAAGAGAUUGCAAGAGAGAGAUAGUAGGUGUAAUAAGAGAAAGUUUAAGCAAAAUGACAUUUCAAUUGUUUACAACAUUUCUACUCAUAAUGUCACCAGUUGUCCUAUCUACGCGAAUGGUUAAUAAAGAAAUAAACACAGCGUCUGAAAAAGAACUUGCAAAGUUUUUGGACGAGAUUGGAUUGGAUAAGGAAGCCAGCGAAAAUCGCAGAGAACCGGAACCACCAGAAACUGGACUUUGGAAAAAAGAAAAUGUUAAACGUCAACACCCCGAAACUGGUCUUUGGAGAAAAACUAGCAUAAAUUAUGUUGAAACUGAGCCAUUGAAAAGACAACCGGAAGCAGUGCUAUGGAAGAAACAACCGGAAGCAGUGCUAUGGAAGAAACAACCAGAAGAAGUGCUUUGGAAAAAACAAUACAAAAAUUUAAAAAUUCAAAAUGAGGAUGAGCGCCAUGCAGAAUCAAAAUCAAAAAUUGUAAAACAACCAGUUCUUUCAAAAAGGGGCAACCAAAAAUCCUUACUUUUGGAAAACAGAAAUUUUAAGCAAACAGAAACCGAUAAAACAAAAGAAUAUGAAGAAGAAGAGGUGUCCGAAGAUGAAAAUAACUCAAUUUUGGAUUUACUGGAUCGUAAAUCUAACGAGGACGAAGAUCAAGAAGGACUCUGGAGAUAACAACAAAAACUCCUCAGAUAUAAAGAAAGAUUAUAAUACCAACAAUUUUCAUAUGUUUUAUCAUAUCUAAUUAAAUUAUAAUAUCUGAUAAAA
Hydra vulgaris (swiftwater hydra) is the source of this 926-nucleotide messenger RNA. RefSeq lists its product as uncharacterized. Lineage: Eukaryota; Metazoa; Cnidaria; Hydrozoa; Anthoathecata; Hydridae. The record is from RefSeq and is a predicted model, not a curated record.